AUGCCCAACGAAUCUAUAGUCAAUUCAGGUGAAGUUGUCUUUCUGCAGGCUAGUGUUGAUCAGAAGCCAUCACCAACAGCACCAUCAUCAUCAAAUGCUAAUUUUCUCACUAACAUCAGGUCCAGGCUGCCGUCACGGUCCAUUUCGCCCUAUGCAUAUAGAACUCGAUUUGAUGAUAGACAGACCACUUCAUAUUCCGGCGACAAUAAUGCUAUAAUCAGAGAAACAGCUAGAUCGGAAUUAAUUACGCGGCAUCAAUUACAAAAUGUUCAUCAAGAUCAAAGUCGUCGAGGCAGAAGUAGAUCUCGAGAAAAGAAAAAAGUUGAUACGAAACCACAUGUUAUCAGUCUAAUGGGGUUUGACACUACAACAACUUCCAAGAAGAAAUAG
Molecule: messenger RNA, 390 nt
Organism: Candida dubliniensis CD36
Lineage: Eukaryota; Fungi; Ascomycota; Pichiomycetes; Serinales; Debaryomycetaceae
Exons: 1
Coding region: 1-390 (129 amino acids)
Source: RefSeq, a predicted model, not a curated record